AUGUUUCGUCUUGUCUCCUCCCUCGCUGUCUGCACGCUUGCAAUCUGUUUGGCUUCUGCUGCUUCUUCUAGCAGCGAAACGUGGAUCGAACAAUUUAGGAGCAAGAUCAACGUCUUGCCGAAGCCGAGUGGUAACUGCUUCGUGUGUUUCUAUGAGCAGACAAACUUCACCGGACAAAAAUUUUGCGUCGGCAGAAGUGCGAGGGGCCGCACAGAGGUGAACCCGAUUUUGGCACCGCUUACGAUCGCGAGUAUCAAGUUUGAAAAGGACUGCAAUCUCGUAGUAAACGUGCGUGUGACGGACGUGCCCUUCGACGAGUAUGUCGCGGUCUUUUCAAAGGACGUAGCGAAUGCAAACUACAACUUCACUACAUCUGAGCACUCCAUUCAAGAAAUUUACGUCGAAGAGGCUGGACGUGCGUGUUUCCUUGGAGUCCCUAAGUCUGGAAAAGGAUACGGUGUCUGCUACUCCGAUGCUGUGCCAGUUGUAGAGGACGAGUAUCGAAACUCGAUCACAGAGUUAAUGCUAUUCAAAACUGACACGAAGACCUGCGACGUGAUUGUCUACGAGAACGAUUACUACAACAAUCCCCACAACAGUCUCUUGCAGAGUGUUGUAAACCUUCUUGGACUGGAACAGCGUUUCUCUGGCUACAGCAACAUGUUGAAGACUAACGAGAUCGACCCUAUCUCUGGGAUGAAUAAGACCAUGCAGAACAAGGUCCGCUCUUUCAAGUUUGUUUCCACACUUAUACACUGA
This is a messenger RNA of Peronospora farinosa, 759 nucleotides long. Lineage: Eukaryota; Oomycota; Peronosporomycetes; Peronosporales; Peronosporaceae. The record is from the annotation of a GenBank genome assembly.